UCCUCUGAGUUUCAGCACCUCACCCCUCAGGGAGACCACAGAGAAAGACACCCAGAACUGCUUGAGUCCUGAAGUGACUUGAUCCUUGGAUAUUUUUCUUAUUAUAUUUGUAAAUACUUCCUUUCCUUAGUGCAUUGGGAGAUUACAAACUCCUGUCCAGUUUCUGAGAGAUUUACUAAGGUAUCUUCCUAUUGAAAACAGAUAAGCCUUGUUUCCCGCCUUGCUGAAGAUCUAAGAUUUGGACAGUGCUGAACAAAUUCCGUAAGGCUCCUCCAUAAUUUGAGAGAUGGUGAAUGAACAUAAGAAAGUAGUUCUGGAACAAUUAGCACGCAUUGAUGAUAUUAAAUUUAAGAUGAUUAAGUCCUUACUGAACAAGGAGCUACAUCUAACUGACAAAAUGCAAGAAGAUUAUGACAUAAUUAAGAUUGCUAACAUGUUGGAAGAAAAGUUUCCGAAGGAUGCUGGAGUGAGCAAACUGAUCGAGGUGUGCAAAAAUAUGCCACUCCUUACAACCCUGGCUGACAGAUUUAAGGAGGAAAGGACAAAAGUUCAAAAUCAAAACAAAAGGAAAAGCAAUGCCGCACAGAGAAAAAGAAAGCAAGGUGAACCUAACACUUCCCAACCUGAGUCUAUCAGAGAUGCAUCAAGCAAGGACACACCUUCGUUAAAGAAAAAGAAGGACAAAACUAUGGAAACUGAAGGCUUAGAGAAAGGGAAGCUUACCCAGAAGCAGAAUCAACCUUCAAAACCUGCAGAAAGGAACACACAGAAAAGAGAAGACGCUGCACAGAUUCCCCCCAUGACUCCACCAACAACACCCAGCAAUUCCGCAAUCAAGAAGAAGAGAAAAGAGACAAUAACAACUGAAGACUUCAAGAAAAUGAAGCUUACACAGGAGCAGAAUCAGCUUCCAGAACCUUCAGUAACCAAUGCCAUGAAAACAGAAGACAGUCACCAGACUCUACAUAUGCCUUUACCUAUAUCACCCAGCAAUUUCUUAACCAAGGAGAACUCUAUCAAAAACUUCAGUGACAUAAAAGAAAACAUGCUCUUCCAGUGGGGCCAAUUUGCAACAACUUCAGCUACCAGCAUUGACUUUGCUGAGAGUCAAGUUCAGACUCCUCCCAAACUUCCUCCAAAUGCUUCCAGGCAUUCUUCAUCAAAGUCUCCUCAGGUUCCUCCAGCAACACUGUCCCUGGGUAUCCAGGUCGGACAGGUGCCUCCAGUGAAAGCAUCCAGUAUUCUCCCAGCUCCUCCUGUGCCUCCAUCAACAACUUCAUGGCUGUUUCCAACAGUAUCCAAUGGGCUCCAAACUUUUCAAAGAAUUCCAUGUGCAGUACCCAGCAACUUGUCUCCUUUGGUGACUACAGUCACGUCACUCAUGAAUCAGAGGCCACCGGUCCAAACUCAAGUGGGUACCAGAAUCACUGCUCUCCAAAGGAACUCGAUUACAGUGAAGGUACUGAAAGCAACAGAGGUAUUUGAAUAUGAGUCUUCAGGAUGGGGGACAAACAAGAUGUUCCAUGCUACAGUGGCUACAGAAAGACAGUUUUUCCAUGUGAAGGUUUUCAAUAUCAACCUGAAAGAGAUGUUCUCAAAAAACAAUGUCAUUAUCAUCUCCAACUACAUUGAAUGCAAAGGAAUCUUAGAGAUAAAUGAAGCAUCCUGUGUGCUUCAAGCUGGUCCUGAUCAAAAGAUUGAAGUUCCAAACCACGUUAUCAGAAGAGCAAAUGGAACUCCCAAGAUUGAUGAUCUUCUAAAGCUUGCUCCUGGGACAAUGGUAUAUGGGUUGUUUCAGUUACACAAGCACACUCUUCAAGACACUCUGCUUAUAAGUACAAUUGUAAAACUGAUGAGCAGUGGCUUUAGUGAAAUUCUGCAGGGAAGUGAGGGCGGAGCUGGUUGUAUAAAGAAAGAGGCAGCAGAAGCUGCAGCACAGAGGCAGUGGCACGGGAAAUGGUGUGGCAGUGACAACAUCUGGGCUGACAGCAGACCAAACUGUCAACGGGCAAGGCUGCUGGCUGCUAGACAACUGAACAAGAGACAACAAAAGCUUGAGAGUGACCAGGGCGGGAACCUGGGGGAUGACGGAAUUUACAAUACUAGUUCCAAAAUUAAUUCUUUACUAAAGACAUUUUCAGAGUUCCUCUUUGUAUCGGUGAUGCUGAAUAUAUUUUGGCACCCAGAAUCUGAGAUGGUGAAUGAACACAAGAAAGUAGUUCUGGAACAAUUAGCAGACAUUGAUGGUAUUAAAUUUAAGAUGAUUAAGUCCUUACUGAACAAGGAGCUACAUCUAACUGACAAAAUGCAAGAAGAUUAUGACAUAAUUAAGAUUGCUAACUUGUUGGAAGAAAAGUUUCCGAAGGAUGCUGGAGUGAGCAAACUGCUUGAGGUGUGCAAAAAUAUGUCACUCCUUGAAACCCUGGCUCAAAAUCUUAAGAAGAAGGCAAAAGCUCAAAAGAAAAAGAAAAGGAAAAGCAAUACUACACAGAAAAAUACCCAGCAAGGUGAACCCACUGCUUUCCAACCUGAGUCUACCAGAAAUGAAUCAAGCAAGGAUACACCUUCAUCAAAGAAAAAGAAAAGUAAAACCACAGAUACGGAAGGCUUGAAGAAAGAGUGUACACAGGAGCAGAAUCAGCUUCCAGAACGUGCGAAGAAGAGAAAAAAGACAAUAACAACUGAAGACUUCAAGAAAACGAAGCUUACCCGGGAGCAGAAUCAGCUUCCAGAACCUUCAGUAACCAAUGCCCUGAAAACAGAAGACAGUCACCAGACUCCACAUAUGCCUUUAUCUAUAUCACCCAGCAAUUUCUUUGCCAAGAAACAGAAGAGCUCUAUCCAAAACUUCGGUGACAUAAAUGGAAACAUGCUCUCCCAGCUGAGCCAAUUUGCAACAACUUCAGCUUUCAGCAUAGAUUUUGCCGAGAGUCAAGUUCAGACUCCUCCCAAACCUCCUCCAAACCCUUCCAGGCAUUCUUCAUCAAAGAAACCAAGGAGUGGAAUCGUGCCAACAGAACCUUCUAUGGAAGAUGGUUUCCAGCAGGGUCCCAAACAAGUAAUGGUGUUAAAAGUAACAAAACCAUUUACAUAUGAUAUGAUAGAAGAGAAACAGAUGUUCCAUGCUACUGUGGCUACUGAGACUGAAUUCUUCAGGGUUAAGGUGUUUGACAUAGUCCUGAGGACGAAGUUUGUUCCAAACAAGGUCAUUGCCAUCUCAGGUUAUUUUGGGCGCAAUGGGUUUCUGGAGAUAUACAAUGACGACUGUGUGUCUGAGAUGAGAAAUAGCCAGAUGGAUAUUUCAACCACACUGAAGAGAAAAGCCUGUGCAACUCCUAAAAUUUCUGAACUUUUCUUAAAAAAAAAUGGAUUAUGUGUGAAUGGAUCAUUUCGGGUACAUGAGAAAAAAGUGAAGAAUGAAUGUAUAUAUUAUGGAGUACAAGAUGACACAGGGAUGAUGGAAGUGGUGGUGUAUGGACGACUGACCAAGAUCAUGUGUGAACCAAAUGACAGUCUUAGACUAUUCUGCUUUGAAUUAGCCUCAAGUACAGAUACAUGGCAGCUAAAAUCUGUGAGGCAUAGUUACAUGCAGGUCAUAAAGCAUAAGAAGAGAGGGACCAUCAAUCAACCCUGAUUCCACUGUGGAAACUACCUAGAGUCCUCCUUAUGGAGUCCUGGGAAUCUGCUGAUGAUGAUGGCUAUGGAGAUAAGAGCCAACCCCGGAAAAAAAAAAAAAAAUGCAUGGUUAUACAUAUGUUGAAAUUCAAACACACAUAAAAGCAAGUGCUUAACUGUAAGAAAUUGUAUGUUUUGCUUAUUCCUUGUUUCUUUUGUACUAUCUGAAUUCCAUGUUUUAUAUCUAAACAUCUAUGGUUUGAAAAAACAUAUUUUAUGUAAACAUGUUUCAGGAGGAGUAUCUAUCAUCCAUUUGGGAGUUACUAUAAACAAGUAAUUGUGUGAUCUGCAGAUCAGACUGUGACAAAGAGGCUUCAGGUGUGAUAUUCAAGGACAUUUUCAAUAAUGGUUUGUGUUCUACCCAAAGAAACCAAGCUAUUAAUAAGAGGCAGGUAGAAGCUGAAAUCCAGCCUGGGCUGUAGCUACCAAGACUAAUAAUAUCCUUAUGGAAGGGCAAAAUUCCUUCUACCCUUUUUCAUGAGCAAAUGUGAGUGUGAUGGCUAAUCCUGGGUGUCAGCUUGACUGGAUAUGGGAUU
This is a messenger RNA of Nannospalax galili (Upper Galilee mountains blind mole rat), 4211 nucleotides long. Its product is annotated as gamma-interferon-inducible protein 16-like. The record is from RefSeq and is a predicted model, not a curated record. Gene Ontology annotation, biological process: activation of innate immune response; cellular response to interferon-beta. Gene Ontology annotation, molecular function: double-stranded DNA binding. NCBI's taxonomy places the organism in Eukaryota, Metazoa, Chordata, Mammalia, Rodentia, Spalacidae. Bases 287 to 3634 code for a protein of 1115 amino acids. The transcript has 19 exons.